Messenger RNA from Molossus molossus (Pallas's mastiff bat), 393 nucleotides. Its product is annotated as serum amyloid A-2 protein-like. The record is from RefSeq and is a predicted model, not a curated record. Gene Ontology annotation, cellular component: extracellular region. The transcript is spliced from 3 exons. The coding region runs from base 1 to 393 and encodes 130 amino acids. NCBI's taxonomy places the organism in Eukaryota, Metazoa, Chordata, Mammalia, Chiroptera, Molossidae.
AUGAAGCUGUGCACAGGCCUCGUGUUCUGCUCCUUGGUCCUGGGGGUCAGCAGCCAGGGCUGGUUUUCAUUCCUCGGCGAGGCUUAUGGAGGGGCCAAAGACAUGUGGAGAGCCUACUCUGACAUGAGAGAAGCCAAUUACAGAAACUCAGACAAAUACUUCCACGCCCGGGGGAACUUUGACGCUGCUAAAAGGGGACCUGGGGGUGUAUGGGCUGCUGAAGUGCUCAGCGAUGCCAGAGAGGCUUCUCAGAGAGUCACUGACCUUUUUAAAUAUGGAGACAGUGGCCAUGGAGUGAAGGACUCGGAGGCCGAUCAGGAGGCCAACAGAUGGGGCCGGAGUGGCAACGACCCCAAUCGCUACAGACCUCCCGGCCUGCCGGACAAGUACUGA